Molecule: messenger RNA, 747 nt
Organism: Aspergillus glaucus CBS 516.65
Lineage: Eukaryota; Fungi; Ascomycota; Eurotiomycetes; Eurotiales; Aspergillaceae
Product: dienelactone hydrolase family protein
Exons: 3
Coding region: 1-747 (248 amino acids)
Molecular function (GO): hydrolase activity
Source: RefSeq, a predicted model, not a curated record
AUGUCCUGCGAAGCCUGCCGCACUAUACCCCCCGUAAUUCCCCAGGGCUAUACACCAAAGGGAACCUACCAAACCCUCGCCAGUCUUAACACCUACAUAACCGGCCCCCGCGACGCCAGCACCGCCAUAAUCGACAUCUACGACAUCUUCGGCCUCUCCCCGCAAACCAUCCAAGGCGCAGAUAUCCUCUCAACCCGCCUAAACGCACUAGUCCUAGUCCCGGAUUUCUUCCACGGCGACGGCGCAAAACAUGAGUGGCUGCCUGCUGAUACGGAGGAGAAGAUGAGUAAGUUGAUGGGGUUUGUGGGGAGUAAGGCGGAUAUUCCCACCAAUGUGGGUGUGCUUGUCGAGGCAGUUAAGGUGUAUCGAGAGACUUUUUCAAGUGUGAAGACGUGGGGGAGUUUGGGGCUGUGUUGGGGUGGGAAGGUUGCUGUUUUGGCUUCGGGGGAGGGGACGCUGUUUACUGCUACUGCGCAGGUUCAUCCGGGUCGCCUCGAGACCUCCGACGCAGAAAAGCUCACCAUCCCGCACCUUGUCCUCGCAUCAAAAGACGAACCCGCAGACGCGGUCAAGGGCUAUGCGGGUAUCAUCAGCAAGAAUGGACACGGAGGUCUUGUGGAAACGUACGAGACCAUGUGGCAUGGGUGGAUGGGUGCUCGUGCGGAUUUGGAUAACGAAGAGAGUUUGAAGGAGUAUGUUCGGGGGUAUGCGCAGGCGGCGGAGUUCUUUGAGAAGUAUUUGAAGUAA